UGAUGGGACGUGGGUUCGGCCCGGGAGUGUGCAGAGGUAUUACUGAGAGGCAUGGGGAGCUCUGGGAAGCAAGACUAGGCUUUGCAAUAACACUUACAGUGUGUCAGUGACUGUCAGACCCAAGGCCCCCAGCUCUUGGUAUUUACAACUCCCUGCACCUUGCGCUGGGGAGAAGUGGAACUGGGUGACACACAGGAGCCGAGAGCUAGUUUAGCCUGCGGGUUUGCGGGUGUCACGUCGCAGUUCUGCGGGGCUAAAUACUCGUGAGAAGAUGGAUGUCUGUAUGCCAUGAGAACCUAAAGAGGGCCGCUGUUUACAAAAAGGUCCCAGUGCUGAACAUUGUGUGUUUGGCCAGAAAAUGCCUGGAGACUCCUGACCCAAUAUGUCAGCCACGGCUGUCGAUGGCUCUGAUGUUUCUCUUGAUGAGGAUUCCUUCCACUCUGUGGAUACAGUGCUGCUGGAUUCGGCUAGCUCAGCAAAGCUGCAGAUAAAAGAAGAGCGGUCGGAAUCUCAAGGAAGUUCCUCCCUGCCAAAUGAGAAUGAGGUGCCGGGAACUGAUGGAGAGGGCUCCUCCCAGAGUGCUGCAGAGGAGCCAGAGCGGAAACGGAAAAAGGGUCCUGCUCCAAAGAUGCUGGGGAAUGAAGUUUGCAGUGUGUGCGGGGACAAGGCUUCAGGCUUUCAUUACAACGUGCUGAGCUGCGAGGGCUGCAAGGGCUUUUUCCGACGCAGCGUCAUAAAGAACGCGCAGUACACGUGCAAGAACAAUGGCAAGUGCCAGAUGGACAUGUACAUGCGACGGAAGUGCCAGGAGUGUCGGCUCCGCAAGUGCAGAGAGGCAGGAAUGCGAGAGCAGUGUGUCCUUUCUGAAGAGCAGAUUCGCAGCAAGAAGAUUAAGAAACAACAAGAGGACGAUGUAACUCGACCUUCAUCUGCCUUGGUGCCGCCAAGCCCCUGCAUGCUUUCCCAGGAAGUGGUUCAGCUAACGCCACAGCAGGAAAAGAUGAUCCAGCAGCUGGUAUCUGCGCAGCAGCAGUGCAACAAACGCUCUUUCAGCGAUCAGCCCAAAGUAACGCCAUGGCCACUUGGAAGUGACCCAAACAGCAGAGAGGCCCGACAGCAGAGAUUUGCCCACUUUACAGAGUUAGCAAUCAUUUCUGUGCAGGAGAUUGUUGACUUUGCCAAACAAAUACCUGGCUUCCUAGAACUGUCACGAGAGGAUCAGAUAGCGCUACUGAAGGCAUCAACAAUAGAGAUUAUGCUGCUGGAAACAGCCAGGCGUUACAAUCAUGAGACAGAAUGUAUCACCUUUCUCAAGGAUUUCACAUACAGCAAAGAUGAUUUUCACAGAGCAGGAUUGCAGGUGGAGUUCAUAAAUCCCAUUUUCGAGUUCUCUCGUGGAAUGAGGCAGAUGCAGCUGGACGACGCAGAGUACGCCCUUCUCAUAGCCAUCAACAUCUUCUCUGCAGACCGACCAAAUGUUCAGAAUCACCAGCUGGUGGAAAACCUGCAGCUGCCAUACGUGGAAGCCUUGCACUCCUACACCCGGAUUAAACGGCCUCAGGACCACCUGAUGUUUCCACGUAUGUUGAUGAAGCUGGUCAGCCUGCGGACACUUAGUAGUGUGCACUCUGAGCAAGUUUUUGCUCUCCGCCUUCAGGAUAAAAAACUGCCCCCAUUACUUUCCGAAAUCUGGGACGUUCACGAGUAGAGCGGCAUGGGUGCCGGAUAGACUGUCAUGGAUAACUAGCUAAGCAUGCUCGGCGAGGAAAGUAUGAUUGGCUGCAGAUCCAGCCAGCCGCCCAGCAGGGAUCCUGUAGGUCGUUCACCAGUGAUAAAGAAGAUGAUGUUUCUACGGAUGAUCUAAGCCAACCGUCGGGCUGAUGACUUGGGGCUCGGUGUAGCCGUGCUGUUUCGGGUCAGUAGGAUACAACCCAUGGUAGGGAUAGAGCGUUGGCUACAUUCCCAUCGGGCAGAAAGUUUAACAGUAGAGUUCACAGAAGUAGGCAAGAGUUGGCUUUAUCCACCAUCACCCUUUAUGAAGGUUUAAAGGCAUUGGCAAGUGACCAACCAACAUUUUGUACAGAGUCUUGGCUAUUGGACGUACAGUAGGAUUUAUACUGAGUGACGUGCAACGUUUGGUAUCUCGUGUCAUGGACAGAAUCUGAUUCAUGUUGCUGCUUCCGUCACAUCAGCGUAUAAUGGGCCUGCCCAGCCUGGCGCCUUCCCUCUGUGUGGCCUCCAUCCACUAAACACUAUUCAGGCUCUCCAGCUUCCCUCUUCCUUCCCAGGUCUCGCACUUGUCUGUACAUUCAGGUUUCCUUACGUUGCACUUAAAUUGUGGUCUCUCUUUUAACUUUCAUUUCUAGGUUCUUGUAUUUGUACUUUGACACUCAAACCAAGCGAUAGCAGAGGGGGUCUAGGUUGGGAAAGAGCGAUUUACGGAAUCAUGAAGGAAUGUGUGUCUGAGUUUACAGAAACGUAUUCCCACUUACUCGCUGCACAGGUAAACAUGCUUCCUACUCAGUCCAGCAACGCACACACCACGGUUAGUAGCCAGCUCCAGUGUUGCUUCAAGCAUGCAUGGUUCACUCUUCCGCGUGCUUUUGAAUGUCAGAAAUUCAUCAAUAUUUUUUUAUACUCCUCCCCCUGUUUAAAGGGGAAGUAAACCCCCUCCCAGUUUUUAAAGGAGAAUGAAAUCCUUAUCCACUUAUGCCACCUGCAGAAGCAUUCCUUUGGCACCACACAACCCUCCCAUCCUAACUGGGCAGCACUCUCCCAUGAAAGAGCGGUGCAGUGGGGUUGUUGGCCUGGAAUCAGGGUGGUGUAAAGAAAUUUCAUUCCCCUUUAACAUUUUGGCUCAGUACAAGUUAUCUCUCUCCCCUCCCCUCAUAUCUCUUUGCGUACCCCCAAUGAAGAACAGUGCAGUAGGGUGCCAUGUUUGGCUGUCCCACUUCUGCUCCCAGUUUAGACUGCUGGACUGUGCCCAUUGGGACAUAUUUCAGUGCCCGUGCUAAGCUAGGCGUGGAAGUGACUCGGCCUAAAUGGCGCCCACCAAUCCUGCUCUGCAUUUGGGUGGGCAAUCCUGAAUAACAGGAGAUGGGAGAAGUGCCCUUGGGGAGAAACUUAGCUAAAGAGUUUAAAACCUAGGUGGUGCUUAAGUUGGCCAUACUUAUUAGCCCAAUUGGGCCACCUAUGCACAGGGGCAAAUCAGGCUGAUUUAGUCUUUGGUUCUCAGUACUUUGGACCUGUAGAGAUAACAGUGGGGCGCAGGUUAUGGUGUGAGCCCCAUACUUCCGCUAGUGUCCGUAGGGGCACAGUCAGUGUCUAUUAGUGAACCACGUGUGGCCACCUUUCCUACUUCCAUCAAUUGUUUUGGCAACCUACUAGCUCAUCCCAGUAAUUCUACUGGAACUUGGAUCUUAACAGUAAAAUAAACUGGAUCCACCAAGGUAGAGAGUGCAAGCAAACAGCCUCUUUGGCACAGGGGCUGAGCAUCACGAGACUAUCGCCAUCUACAGGCAGGAGGACUCAUCCUAUUGGGGGGGGGGGAGAGCUACUGUAUGUCAUACCAACAUGACUGUGCAAUUUACUGUUAUAUUUAUAUACAAAGUGAAAAUAUAGUUUCAAGAAAUUCAAUGUUUGGUUUUCUUACCACGACUUCAUGUCAAGAGAAUGUUUCUCUGAACUGAUUGUUAGCGACGAGAGAAUAAUGGAUGUCAAUGACUGGGACGGAUCACUGUCGCCAUAAUAACGAUUCCUUUUCCUAAUUAAUCUCUAAAUUGGAAUAGACAGAAAAUUAAAGAAAACCAUGCUGACAAUCAUA
Messenger RNA from Xenopus tropicalis (tropical clawed frog), 3823 nucleotides. RefSeq names its product nuclear receptor subfamily 1 group H member 2 (gene nr1h2). Gene Ontology annotation, cellular component: cytoplasm; nucleus. Gene Ontology annotation, biological process: DNA-templated transcription; lipid metabolic process; regulation of DNA-templated transcription. Bases 383 to 1708 code for a protein of 441 amino acids. Gene Ontology annotation, molecular function: DNA-binding transcription factor activity, RNA polymerase II-specific; nuclear receptor activity; DNA-binding transcription factor activity. NCBI's taxonomy places the organism in Eukaryota, Metazoa, Chordata, Amphibia, Anura, Pipidae. The transcript has 10 exons. The record is from RefSeq and is a predicted model, not a curated record.